UGCUAGAAUUGUGGGCAGUGUUUGCAUUUAGUCUUCCAGUGGUGUCUGUCUGGGAUCUGUGAUGUAGGCUUGAAAUGUGUGUUCCAUAGAGAAGAUAUGGGAAUCAGAUGAAAUAACAACUAUGAAUGGAAUUUGAAUUCUGUCUGUUAUACAAAGAAGGACCCGGUCACAGUGAGUGAGGGCCUACCUCGGUGACUUCAUUGUACUUAGAAGGCCCUGUGUGCAGGUAGUUACAUUCUGAGGUACUGGGGGCUGGAACGUCACAGUGUAAGAUCUGAAGGGGAUACAGCUCAGCCCAUUACCACUGAGGGAAUUAACGCUGUGGAUCCCAUGCUCCAUUCCAUAGUGAAUCCACCACCACCGUCCUGGGUGAUACGAGUGGUCCUGAUGCAAUCAGCUGAAAGGCUUUAAGGGCAGAACGGAAGCUUCCCUGGCAUAAGAAUUCCACCUUUUGGAUCCACCUGUGGGUAAUAAAAUCUGCUCCUGCCUGAGGGUCCCAGCCUGCCCUCCUGAUGGCCAGUCCCCAACACUGGGAGUUCUCUGUGAUCCAACAGACAGUUCAGGAUAUAGGGUCCGAGGAUGAAUGUUCACCGUGGCAGUGAGAGCGACAGGUUACUGCGGCCAGAGGCCAGCUGCACAGUGGAUGAUGGUUCCUCAGCUGCGGCUCAAGAGAAAGAAACGAGCAGCCUGGCUUCAUCUGGUCUUCACAAUCUCACGUACCCCGUAGGUCCCAGGAAUGAAGAUCUCUCGCCUGACUACGCCUCUCCGCCAGCAAAUCUUCAGUUCUCUCACAUGCUGCCGCUUCCUGAGGACAUCAAAGGUUCUUGCUUCCCGAGCGGGAGCAAGCGGAAUCACGAACCCUUUAUUGCUCCAGAAAGAUUUGGAAAUAGCAGCGUGGGCUUUGGUAGUAACGCUCAUUCCCACGCGCCAGAGAAAGUGACACUUCUGGUAGAUGGCACGCGGUUUGUUGUGAAUCCACAGAUCUUCACUGCUCAUCCGGAUACCAUGUUGGGAAGGAUGUUCGGACCAGGAAGAGAGUACAACUUCACGCGGCCCAACGAGAAGGGAGAGUACGAGAUUGCCGAAGGAAUCAGUGCGACUGUGUUUCGCACGGUGCUGGAUUAUUACAAAACUGGUAUCAUCAAUUGUCCGGAUGGCAUCUCUAUCCCAGACCUCAGAGACACCUGCGAUUACCUCUGCAUUAAUUUUGACUUCAACACUAUCCGGUGUCAAGAUCUGAGUGCUUUACUGCACGAGCUGUCUAACGACGGCGCUCACAAGCAGUUUGACCACUACCUCGAAGAGCUCAUUCUGCCCAUCAUGGUGGGCUGUGCCAAGAAAGGGGAGCGAGAGUGCCACAUCGUCGUGCUGACGGGCGAGGACUCCGUGGACUGGGACGAGGACCACCCCCCGCCCAUGGGAGAAGAGUAUUCCCAAAUUCUUUAUAGCUCCAAGCUCUACAGAUUCUUCAAAUAUAUUGAGAAUCGAGAUGUUGCUAAAACAGUGUUAAAGGAACGGGGCCUGAAAAACAUUCGCAUUGGGAUCGAAGGUUACCCUACCUGUAAAGAAAAAAUAAAGAGAAGACCUGGUGGGCGGUCUGAAGUUAUCUAUAAUUAUGUGCAGCGUCCCUUUAUCCAGAUGUCAUGGGAAAAAGAAGAAGGAAAGAGUCGACAUGUGGAUUUCCAGUGUGUUCGCAGCAGGUCCCUCACAAACCUGGUAGGUGCCAGUGAGGACGUCGUGGAGGACCCGGAGGUCCUCAUGCACCACCCACCGCAAGUGGACGAACUCGACCGGCUCAAUGCCCCCCUUGUCCCCAUGGUUUCUAAUGACUUCCAGGAUUAGGGCAGUCACGGGUCCACCCUCCCCGGGGCCAGGCUCCCAUCCUCCCCGUGGUUGUGUCACCCUGACCCGCGCCUCCCCUACCUCUGGCCUUCUCGUAAUUAACGUGCGUCCCCCUCUGUAAGUCUGCGACUCUGGCAGGGGAUGAAGAAGCGCCCUGGUGAGCUGGCUACCAGCUCUGCAGCAGCCCUGGCGGCAUGAAGAAUUGGGGUCUGGUGCUGUCACCGAGUUGGAUAACUGCAAAGGCCGGAAAGGAAGUCAAGACUCCUGUUGCCUCAUAGUUAGCAAGGCAGCCCUCAUCCUUUCCGCUCUGUGGUUGCGUUUGUUUUGUCUUAGAUCAGGCACAUGCAUAGGAAGCAGCAAAGGGACCAAAGGCAAAGAGAGACAAUCUCUGUCUUCUGAAAGCUGGCACCGAGAUGCUCAGAGGUUAAUGGAAUCCCAUUCCUGGGGCCUCUGCACCCAGACUACAUCUAGAGAGAACAGGCUCACUCGAAAUCCCAAAAGGAAAUUCCUAAGAGCUGAAAUUAUUUCCUCAUUAAUGCAGUGAACAAUCCAAAACCACACAAGACAAGUUCUUUGGCAGGAAGAAUGACUUAAUGAUGUUCCCGAAACCUUUUUAGCUCAAGGUGUAGGAACUUAAAUUGCUGACUGAUUGGGAAAGAGUCGAGUCCAGGGCUUCUCCGGAGCAGGCUGAGUGCGUUCUCCUGGCCGGGCGUCCGGGGCAGCACAGUGCGAGGGUGUGGGUGUGUGCAGGGGAGAGCGGAGAGGUUCCUCACCGGUGCCAGCGUCUCAGAUUGCUAAGAGCACCUGAGAGGGCAUUUGGAGUGAGGCUGGCUGGGAGACGUCACCAGCAGGCUGUCCCAGGGCAGGAUUUCUCAAAACAGGUUCUCAUACUGGGGAGUUUCUCGGAGGUAUCAGUACAUUUUUAUUUUUAAAAUAUCCUAGUAACUACUCACUGGGUAAGAAAACGGUGGUGUGGUCCCCAAAGGAAGGGCGCGUUGAAGGUCCAGGUGUUGCCUGGCUGCUGUCAGCUGUUAACACCGCACGGUGGAGGACAGGCCAGGUCAGUCUCCCCGGACCCCACCCUCUGACAGCUCUGGUUGGUAGCAGCAGAGCAAAAUUUAGUUCCAGAACCAAACGGUGUUGGGAGAGCGUGUCCCGCUUCUGGUCAGAGUUGCCCUUCUCGGCGUUUACCCACCGUAGAUUGUGAUCGGGCACAGUUUCCUCCCAGUUCUUCAGGAACACCAUGAGUUUUCUUAAAUUCCUUUCCCAUAAGAUGCUGUAGGGCAGGCUACUUGAUUUCCUCCAAAAUCAAAGCAGGGUGUUGAGAGCCCCCUUUCCGCCUGGCCUGAGGGAUAAAUGUUUUCUUUUCGACUCCAGCUCAUGGCUGUUCUGCCUCCACCUCCCAAGUGCUGGGGUCACAGGCCGGAGCCACUGCCCACGGCUUAAGAAUGUGUUCUGUUUUGUUUUCUGGUACUGGAGAUCAGGGCUGUGUUCCUCACUGGGAAAAAACAGCAGUCAAAACGGAGCCAUAUGUCACCUAGCGUUCUGAUCACCACUGGGUCUGUUUGUGGGGCUGAUGGCAGGGUAGGGGUGAGGGUUAUUUGAGGUCAGGCCUAGCUUUGGCCUUCCCAGAAGCAGGUCCAUACCCACUAGCAGCUCACCUGCCCAGGUGCUUCCUUCACACCCUGCCCUCGCGGAGGAAAUUUGAGUCACCCGGUGUGAGGUAACUUCUCGUUUAAGCGUGAACGUGCCACAGCGAACACUUUAGUUCUUGCUUAGGUACAAAGUUAGGAAAGUUGGAGAUGUACCUGACACUCUAUUUUGUGUAACUGAUUAUUUUUCUUGGGCUUUUAAGAACUAGGUGUCUUCCCCCCCCCCCCCGCAUUCUACGUUAACACGCUUUUGGCCCCAACCAGUACAGUCUGAGGACAAGGAACUCGGGUUAAUCUGCAGGUGUCAUCAAGCAGUGGCGACUAAACGAAAGGGGACCACAGGUUCCUUCUGGCAGAGAGCAGCUUCUUCUGUACCCCUCCCCCCACUGCUGCCUAGACCUCAGCAUCGCCGUAACUCGGUGGCCCCUCCGUCCCUGCAGGGAUGCGGGCCGGGGGCUGCAGUCAACCCUUCAGUCAGUUGCUGGCCAGAUAGGCAAAAGCUGGAACUUGUGUUGGGUGUCUCUUCUAAGUGCCUAAUUAAGUAAGCCAGGCUGUUUGUACAUUUUUGUAAGAAAUGGUUUUACCCAGAGUAUCUUAGAGCUUCUCAGCAAGCCAAGAUGAACCAGACUUUAAGGUUUAGAGUUGUCUAGGAGCAUUAGCCAUUGAGGGCACAAAAAGACAGUGUUAAAAUGUCACAUUAUUGCCGGGCAUGGUGGCGCACGCCUGUAAUCCCAGCACUCGGGAAGCUGAGGCAGGAGGAUCGCUG
This is a messenger RNA of Fukomys damarensis (Damara mole-rat), 4260 nucleotides long. It is a transcript of the gene Kctd20, whose product is annotated as potassium channel tetramerization domain containing 20. The record is from RefSeq and is a predicted model, not a curated record. Gene Ontology annotation, cellular component: cytoplasm. The transcript is spliced from 10 exons. Lineage: Eukaryota; Metazoa; Chordata; Mammalia; Rodentia; Bathyergidae. Gene Ontology annotation, biological process: positive regulation of phosphorylation. Bases 580 to 1842 code for a protein of 420 amino acids. Gene Ontology annotation, molecular function: protein binding.